AUGGAUUCUACGUACAAGAAGGCGAGAGAUCUCUUCGAUGAAGGAAAGACGGUGGAGGCGCUGAAAGUGAUCGAAGAAACCGCUUCUACUUCCGUCGUCUUCGUAGUCCAAGAGAAGGAGAAGCUGGAUUACAUGGAAGCAGAGAUCUUUGAAGGAUUAGGUCAAUCAUCAUCAGGUGAUUUGAAAAUCUCGUAUCUUCUUGCAUGUGCGGAAUGUUUAUCUCGUAUCGGUACGUGUCCUGAACGUUUGGAUAAGAUUCUUUUGGAAUUGGAAGAGCAAAUAGGGUCAAGUUUACACUACAAGAAGCCUCCUCUAGUACUUAGAGGUUCAAACCAAAACAAUCUUGUGAACUACUACUGGCCACUUUUUACGCUGGAUUUCAAAAGGAAACUUAUGAGAGUUAAGGUGGAUGACUUCAUGAACUAUGUGCAAUCCAGCAGUGGUUUAGUAGGCCUUGCUUCUCUGGUAAAGGUCUUCAAGAGUGUUAGAAAAGACAAGUUUUGGUCCACUUGGCUGUGUCGAAGUUGUGACAGGAAGUUCUCUACUCGUGAAGAUGUUAAGGAUCAUAUCCAACGUCAUGCUGCAGACUUUCCGAGAGAGCAUAUGCCAAACCUGAUUAGUGAUGUAUGGGUUGCUAGAAUACGCUCUGGAUGUUGGGAACCAGUGGAUGUUGUAGAUGCUGUUCACAUGAUCAAGAACCGGUUUGGAGAUGUGAAAGCGUUUGAAUAUGAGUGUGGAUGGUGCAAAGAAUGGCCUUUAGCUAACGAUGAAGAGCGCACUAGGUUGCUCAAACAAAUCCAAUCGCUUCUACUGUCCUUCAUUGGACACAAACUUCUUUCAGAUAGCGUCCUAAACAUGCUGAAGCAUCUCGUGUUGAACAAGCUGGAAAAGCUUCAGGUUUCGAGCCAGGCGCUUACUGAUUGCGGCCUAGUGGAUACACCACAGAGUUUUUGCUUUCUCGAGUUUGAUGAACUUGGCCGUGUACUUGCAUUUCUGCAAAAGAUAAAGCUUAAGAGUGAUGAUGGUACAGAGAUGGUUUGUAGAGAAGUGGACUUUUGCACUCAGAGUGAUCGAGUUAACGAGAGGUUGGACUUCAACUCUGAUUUUUCAUUUUUGCUAUUGGACAAGAGGCUGUUGAGAGGCGAGGUUGAAACCUUUGACGAUGAAGGCAAAGUUAAGUUUUAUGAUCCCAGUGUCCACUACGCCAGUGUUGUUCCUCGUGGUGACUAUCUACUGACUUGGUUAAACAACCGCUUCGGAAGAUUAGAAGAUGAACGCUUUGUGUUUCCAAAACCUGUCAGUACACGGAGAUUUGAGCUUUGGUUGGCUGCUUUGAGAGCCUACCAAUUCAUAUGCAGGAAUUUGGGAGCUGAAUAUGGAAAGAAACUGCAGUUAAUAGAAUGUGUUGAUGUACUUACUCGGGCAAGGGAUCAACUUGCAAUUCUAUCACAGUGUCCAGAGAUAAGUGUAAGGAGGAACAAUUUUGCGGUUCUUGAAGUCAUCAAAGGAUUAAGUUCAUUUGGUGUAGCAUGUGGUGUUGUUAUGAGUGAAGAAAUGCCUGAUGAGGAUGAUGCAGAGUACUUACAUAUUCUUCAAUCGGUGGUCAACGAGAAGAUUGUACUAACAGAUUCAACGAUUAUUCUGUAUGAGAGAUCAAGGAUCAACCUGAUAAACCAACUCACCGGACUUGCUUCUUUUGACUACCGCACAUAUAUUCAACGUCCAUUGAAACAAUAUCUACUAGUGACUCUGAACAGAGAGGUGGCUUCAUGGAACCAGGAGAUUUCACCUGGCAAACAGCCACUUGACUGGAUGAAAAUAGCUGCAGGUGCUGCAAAAGGGUUGAAGUGCUCCAAUAUUUUGCUCGGAGAUGACUACUCUCAGAAGCUAUCUGACUUUGGUUUGGCUAAACUUGGCUCGGUGGGUGACAAGUCUCAUGUGUCCACUCGGGUUAUGGGAACAUACGGAUAUUGUGCUCCUGAAUAUGCAAUGAGAGGCCAAGUUAACACUCAAAUCUGA
Messenger RNA from Eruca vesicaria subsp. sativa (arugula), 2019 nucleotides. The record is from the annotation of a GenBank genome assembly. Lineage: Eukaryota; Viridiplantae; Streptophyta; Magnoliopsida; Brassicales; Brassicaceae.